Rhincodon typus (whale shark) is the source of this 1375-nucleotide messenger RNA. RefSeq names its product calcium release-activated calcium channel protein 1. Lineage: Eukaryota; Metazoa; Chordata; Chondrichthyes; Orectolobiformes; Rhincodontidae. The coding region runs from base 437 to 1093 and encodes 218 amino acids. The transcript has 2 exons. Gene Ontology annotation, cellular component: membrane. Gene Ontology annotation, biological process: store-operated calcium entry. Gene Ontology annotation, molecular function: store-operated calcium channel activity. The record is from RefSeq and is a predicted model, not a curated record.
AUUGACAGGCAGCGCGGACAGGGUUGGGCUUGCGGAUAAUAGCCACAAGCCAGCCAGUGGGCAGUGUAGCAGUAUGGAAGAGGUCGGUCCCUUUUAAUAGGUGCAUUUGGAUCUGCUGUCUUCAUUCUACUACGUACGUGCUGCUACUUGUGUGCUUUUUCUUUCGCGAAUGCGGGCAUCUCGUGUGAUCGUAAACCCUGUGUGGAGUCAGGAAGCAAAACCACGACAAAUCCAGUUCUGCGAGUGUAAUUUGCAACAAAGGAACCUUAAUUUCUUUUUUAAAGUAUGGAGGAAACGCUUGUGUUUUAAGAACACCGCGCGACAGUCGUCACCUGGGAGACUUGCUGCUGUUCAAAACUGGGACUUUUUAUCUCUCGCUUUCAAACGAGGAUUAAUAACUGAGUUGAAAUACGGGGAAGGUGGGGGAGUUUAAUAGAUGAGUUUGAACGAGCACUCGAUGCAGGCUUUGUCCUGGAGAAAGCUGUAUCUAAGCAGAGCCAAACUCAAAGCCUCCAGCAGAACGUCCGCUUUAUUGUCGGGUUUCGCCAUGGUAGCCAUGGUGGAAGUGCAACUUGAGACAAACCGUGACAUAUACCCACAAGGUCUCCUGAUAGCCUUCAGUGCCUGCACUACUGUGCUAGUUGCAGUACACCUUUUUGCUCUCAUGAUAAGUACUUGUAUUCUCCCACAUAUAGAGGCUGUAAGCAAUGUUCACAAUCUAAAUUCUGUUCAUGAGUCACCUCAUGAGCGUAUGCACAGGCAUAUUGAACUUGCAUGGGCUUUCUCUACAGUCAUUGGCACCUUGCUUUUUCUCGCAGAGGUUGUACUACUCUGUUGGGUUAAAUUUCUUCCAUUAAAUCAUCCUGUGGUUAAAAAUGAACAAAAUAAUGCAUCAAUAACAUCUGGACAAGCUGCAGCUAUUACAUCCACAACUAUUAUGGUACCAUUUGGAAUAAUUUUUAUUAUAUUUGCAGUUCACUUCUAUCGGUCAUUGGUAAGCCACAAAACAGAGAGAGUUGAAAGAGAAUUGGACGUUCUUGCACAACUGCAGGAUCAGCUGGACCGAGGAGAGACACACACUGCACCAUACUAGUUCUCAUUUUGGAUAAGACUGACUGUAAACUGUGGGGAAAUAGCUUUUGUAUUGUACAGUUUACAGCACUCGGUGCACCGAGUGACUUAACUGAAGUACAAAGAACAAUCUAACUAUCUAUUAAUACUAUUGGAUAUUUUGGGACAAUGACCAGUACAGUUUUUUUGCUCGAGAUUUAAAUUCGUGCCAUAAAAUGGCAAAGUGCAUGUAUUUACUUUGGAUUUGUACAGGAUUUAAUUGGAUUGUUUAAGUUUUCAUCAUUAAAGAGAUUGUUCUACACAG